This is a messenger RNA of Cladophialophora yegresii CBS 114405, 222 nucleotides long. RefSeq lists its product as uncharacterized. The annotation marks the transcript as partial. The transcript has a single exon. The record is from RefSeq and is a predicted model, not a curated record. NCBI's taxonomy places the organism in Eukaryota, Fungi, Ascomycota, Eurotiomycetes, Chaetothyriales, Herpotrichiellaceae.
CAUAUAUUCCGGUACCCAAUGCCCAGACACGCACACUACCCACCCCACUCCCACCGCGGACUAACCACGCACCUCAUCCGCCGCGGCUCCCUGACAAUCACGUUCCCCAACGAUCCGAACCCGACGAGGGAGACGUUUGGGGUUGGUUCGCGCGUCGACGUGCCGGGCGGGAAAGUGCACGAGGUGUGGAUGGGCGAGGAAGGUCAGUUUUCCCACGAUCAA